CACCAUUUGUCACUGUCAUGUUUGAUAAAUAAAAAUAACGACGAUGAAAUAAUUUAAAGAUAAAAAAUUACAACAACCCAAGCAAACCUAAAACCAUGUUUAAAUAUAGACUAUUUGCUGUAUUAAGAGCAAUAAGAAGAAUUCCAUCUAACGUUUUCAUUUCUCAAAUCCGUAAAUACACCCCUACAACUUUAGGUUUGCUUGGAACAACAGUAUAUUGUGCCGAAAACCACGAUGGGUUUAGCAAUGGUUUAUAUGAUGGGUCCUUAGAACACGAAUUUCUAAUACGACAAGCCACGACUGUAAAUGUUAACGCAGCUACGCAACUUCUUACGGUUACCCUUGUUGCCAUUCAAGAUACGAGUGAGAGGUUACGGGAUGCUCUAUCAAAAGAGAUAUGUCUAGUGCAACAAGCUAUGGAGUGGGGGGAAGUAACUCCCCCAGAGCAUUGGGACCAGCUGGUCGCUGUGCGUGGCACUCUCUGUGACUUGAGACACAAUUUGAGAACACUUUAUAGUUACAUGGACUAUGCAGAAAAGAUUGCAACAGUAGCAGCUGAAAUAUCAUACCUUUCAGGAAACAAUGCAGCCUCCGAUGCCAUUUGUGAAAGAAUAGAGCAAGCUCUCAGGUCUUGCAACAUCCAAAAGCAGUUAAAUCAAGUGCUUCAGGAAGAGAGCUUAGAAUUACAACAGAAGGCAAUCAUCAGUUCACCACAGCUUGAAGAUAAAUUGGUAAAGGAUGACGCCAUAGACAAAGACACACCGACAAUAGAUGACACCAUAGACAAAGAGAAAUUGAUACCAGAAGACGUGAUAGACAAAGACACAGAUAAUAAGUUAUGAAAGUUUCUAUAUCUUAACACAUUGCAUGCCACUGACUACUGGCAAAAGGCUUUCUUUUAAAGUGAACUUGCAGGGCGAGUUGGUGGCAUUCAAUGUGUUAAUGCUACAUCAAAUAGGGGGAUCUUAGGUAUCUAAUUGCAUUGGUAAGUUUAUUUUACAUUUCUACGGGUACAUUGUAUUUAGAAACAGAAAUAUUUCUAUUAUUUUCAUAUUAUGUCCAAAAUUUAGUUUUGUAUGACUACAAUACUCCUAAGACCGAAAUGAGUUUUUAAAAU
This is a messenger RNA of Papilio xuthus (Asian swallowtail), 1117 nucleotides long. RefSeq lists its product as uncharacterized. Gene Ontology annotation, biological process: neuron apoptotic process; intrinsic apoptotic signaling pathway in response to oxidative stress. Gene Ontology annotation, cellular component: mitochondrion. The transcript has 4 exons. The record is from RefSeq and is a predicted model, not a curated record. The coding region runs from base 96 to 842 and encodes 248 amino acids. NCBI's taxonomy places the organism in Eukaryota, Metazoa, Arthropoda, Insecta, Lepidoptera, Papilionidae.